Molecule: messenger RNA, 3698 nt
Organism: Leptopilina boulardi
Lineage: Eukaryota; Metazoa; Arthropoda; Insecta; Hymenoptera; Figitidae
Product: probable phosphorylase b kinase regulatory subunit beta
Exons: 20
Coding region: 294-3602 (1102 amino acids)
Biological process (GO): glycogen metabolic process
Cellular component (GO): phosphorylase kinase complex
Molecular function (GO): calmodulin binding
Source: RefSeq, a predicted model, not a curated record
AAAUGUCACCUCUGUCAAAAAUAAACUUAACCUUAUUUCAAAAUGAAAAAUAAUUUUUACAAAUAAUUAUUUUUAAAUUGUUAUUUAUAUUUGAUGUUUAAUUAAUUAAUGUAAGUGACACUUUACUUUUUUUUCAUUUUAAAAUGAAAAGAAAAUUGUAUCUUUGCACGUUUUAUACGCAUUAACUUCGUCACAUUAAAAGAAAUGGUUUUUAUAAUAAAUACUCUAUUUUAGAAAUUGGUUUUAUUUUUCGGGGCUAUUGAUUUGUAUUGUUUAAUUAAAAACAGAAAAAAAUGGCUAGUGUUAUGGAACAAUCACCUCCAGUGACAAGUUAUGUGGGAAGAUCCGCAACUCGUCAAGGAAGUGUCAUAGAUCUGGAUAUUGAUAUGUUUUUGAAAAUAUCAAAUUACGAGGAUACUGUUAGACAACUUGAUAUUUAUUACGGAAUUGUAAAACGGCAAAUUUUACAAUAUCAGAGCAGUAUAACGGGACUUUUUCCACAAAUUUCAAGUGAUAAAGUUGUAGGAAGUGUGAGAGAAAGUAUAUAUUGUGCAGCGGCAAUUUGGAGUUUAUAUCAAGCCUAUAGGCGAAUUGACGAUGAUCGGGGAAAAUCACACGAAUUGGGACAAUCAACAGUAAAAUGUAUGCGUGGAAUUUUAGAAUGUUGGAUGAAACAAGCGAGUAGAAUUGAAUUAUUUAAACGCAAUCAAUGCGAUCGUUUUGCUCUUCAUUGUAAAUUUCAUCUUGACACUGGAAGUGAAAUUUUUAAAGACGAUGACUAUUAUCAUCUUCAAAUCGAUGUCGUUUCGCUUUAUUUAAUUUUUUUGGUUCAAAUGAUUACAUCGGGAUUGCAAAUUAUUUACACACAAGAUGAAGUUGCGUUCAUACAAAAUCUCGUUUAUUAUGUUGAACGAGCGUAUAGAACACCGGAUUAUGGAAUGUGGGAAAGAGGAAGUCGUUAUAAUGAUGGAACACCAGAAAUUCAUGCAAGUUCGAUUGGAAUGGCAAAAAGUGCAUUAGAGGCAAUAAAUGGUUGUAAUCUUUUUGGCGAGAAAGGUGCAUCAUGGUCUGUGAUUUAUGUCGAUAUCGAUGCACACAAUCGUAAUCGAAGUAUUUUCGAAACAAUGUUACCUAGAGAAUCAAGUUCAAAGAGCGUCGAUACGGCUUUAUUGCCAACAAUUUCAUUUCCCGCAUUUGCCACUCAUGAAGAAUUACUUUACACUGAGACAAAGGCAAAUAUUGUCAGAAGAUUGAAAGGCGUUUAUGGAUUCAAGCGAUUUGGUAGAGAUGGUUUUAAAACAGUUCUCGAAGAUCCUAGUCGACGAUAUUAUCGACCUGGAGAAAUUAAAGAAUUUGACAAUGUCGAAUGUGAGUGGCCAUUAUUUUAUAUUUUCAUGAUAAUUGACGGUGUUUUCAAAUCUUUUCCCGAACAAGUUGAGGAAUAUCAAAAUUUACUAAAAGCCCGUUUACACAAAGAUAUUAACGGAGAUCCCAUUAUUCCGAUGUAUUUUUACGUUCCUGAGGAUAAUCUCGAAGCGGAGAAAAAUGAUCCUGGUAGUACAAUGCGAAUACCAAGUGAGGAAGUUAAAAGACAACGAAAAAAUUCCAUGGAAUAUGAUGGACCACAUAUUUAUUUAUGGAAUCAAGCAAUGUUUGUUAUUGCACAAUUAUUAACUGCGAGUCUUCUUCAUAUUAAUGAAUUGGAUCCAAUUCGUCGUUAUCUUCCAUCUUAUAAUAGACCAAGGCGUGCUGGACGAUAUUCUGCUUUUCAGGCUAAGCCGAGCAGUGGAACACAUACGGAUCUCGUCGUACAAAUUGUUUUGAUAGCAGAAUCGAUGAGACUUCAGGCAAUGAUGGCAACCUAUGGAAUUCAAACUCAAACACCACAUGAAGUUGAACCUGUACAAAUUUUAUCCUCAUCUCAAUUGGUCAAAGUUUACGAGCAACUUGGAAUUAAUAGUAAAUUAAAUCUUCAGGGACGACCUUCUCGUCCAAUUGGUUCCCUUGGUACCAGUAAGAUAUACAGAGUUUGCGGAAUGACCGUUCUUUGUUAUCCACUAAUUUUUGAGGUUUCGGAUUUUUAUUUAUAUCGAGACAUGGCACUAUUGAUUGAUGAUAUAAAAACAGAAUUACAAUUUGUUGGAAAAUAUUGGCGACUUUCUGGACGACCAACAGUUUGUUUGCUUAUCAGAGAGGAGCAUAUGAGAGAUCCACAAUUUAAGGAAAUGUUAGAUUUAUUUGCCAUGUUGAAAAAAGGAUACUGCGAUGGAAUUAAAGUUCGAAUUGGAAGAUUACAAAAUCUUAUUUCAUCCUCGUGUAUCGAACAUUUGGAUUUUUUGAGUAAUUUAGAUAUAGAUAUUGAUUUAAAUCCAUUUAAACAAUUGGAACAUGAGUACAUUGGUUAUCAAAGUCUCACUGAUGUUCCAAGAGCUUUGUCCUACGCAGAAGACGUUCAAGAUUAUAAACACUUUAUGACUCAACCUCUGUACAAUGUUUUAAAUGAAAUUCGUAAUUCCGAAAGUCUUUACACAAAAUGUCAACUUUAUGAAAUUUUAAUGAAACGAGAAGGUAUCAAUUAUGAAUUUAAUGGAAAAACAGUUGGCGAUCAUUUAAGAUGUUUAUAUCAACAAGCUGGAGGAUUAAGAUAUUGGAUGGUGGUUCGAUAUUGUAGUAGUUUAUUAAAUCAUACUGUCGAUAGUAUUAGUCCUUUUAUAACAGGAGUUUUAGUAAAAGGAAAACAGUUAACUGUGGGUGUUAUUGGACAUGAAGAAACAGUUUUUGAUAAGCCAAUGACACCAGCGGAAAUUCAAUCAGUUGUUUAUUCGACAAUACAACCACACAAUGUUGUACAAGCUGUUCUUCAACAAGAAAUUCUUCUUUAUUGUGGACGAUUAAUAGGAACUAAUCCCGAAAUGUUUAAAGGAAUUUUAAAAAUUCGUAUUGGAUGGGUUUUGGAAGCAAUGAAUCUUUAUCUUAAAAUGACUAAAAAGAAUCCAAAACCAAUUGAAAAUUACAGUCCUUAUGAAAUUCGACAGUUUCUCAUUAAAGUUCUUACUGUUAAAGAUUGGGCCACGGCAGAAAAUCUAUCGGUAUUGGAGAGAAGAAAAAUAGAAGGCAGUUUGUGUAGAGUUCCAGUACAUUUUUACAAUCAAGUUUGGGAAGUUUUACUACGUUGUCCUGGUGGAAUUUGUGUCAAUGGUCGUGAAUUACCUCAACAACCAACUUUAUCAAAUAUGACAAGAUCAGAGCUGACUUUUGCACUUUUAGUCGAAUCUAUUCUUCAUCACAUUCAAUUAGCAGAAUUUCGACAAAUUGUCGUUGAGUUAUUAAAUAUAGUUUCAACAAUUCUAUUGAGAAAUCCGGAAUUAACAUUCAAAAGACAAUUGGAUUUAAAUAAACUUGUUGAUGAUGCUUUUGACAUUUUUUGCAAGGAUCACAAUUUGGGAAAGUCUACAGAUAUGUCAGCUUUUUUUUCUGCUCAUUAUUCUUUAACAACUGGAUGUCUUGCCAGGGCGGUUGUCAAUAAUGUCCUCACCAGAGGCUGUGUAACAACAGACAUUGAUUUAGACGUUGAAAAUAAUGAAAUGUGCCGAGUCACAUAACAUUUUUAUAGAGUCAAUUUUAAUUAUUAUAAUAAUCUUCUGAGUGCCAAUUUAUAUUUUAGAAAUAAUUAUUUUUAUCAAUUUUAAUGCAACGAA